GAUGUUCCUUGUUGUUUCCACGCGUUUAAAGAGAGAUGCCAGUGAUCAACAGCAAGAGAGAGCAAGUAAAGGAUGCUGCUGUGCAGGGCACCAAUGACAGCAGUGUGGUCAGUAAAGUGUCGGCUGCAGCACAAGGUUACUUCCACGAUGACUUCCUCAAGCAUUUUGUGUGCAAGGUGUCAAGAAGAGCUCCACUGAUCAAUAGAGGUUAUUAUGUGCGUUGGAAAGCUGUUGAUCACUGUGUGAAGCAGUUCUUACAUGUCACAAAGUCCUGCUUGAGGAGACAGAUUCUGUCUCUAGGGGCAGGGUUUGACUCCCUGUUUUUCCGGCUGCAUGCAGAAGGAGCCCUUGAAGGUGUCGCGGUUUUUGAGGUUGACUUUCCAGAAGUUGCCCGGCGCAAGGCGGCCUUGAUCAGUAGCAAAGCUUAUCUGAAAGACACGUUGCCAGAUUGGGAGACUGUCCUAACUCAGCAGACUAAUGGUGUAUUUAUCAAAAGUGGUCAUUAUAAUCUUCUGGGCGUGGAUGUCAGGAAGGAGCAAGAGGUGGAGGUGACUCUGAGCAGAGCUGGACUGCAGUGGGAUGCUCCCACACUCAUCCUCUCAGAGGUUGUGCUGACUUACAUGGAAACACAAUGGUCAGAUGCUGUGAUCGGCUGGACUGCCAAGCUUCUCCCACAGUCUAUGUUUGUGAUGUACGAACAAAUCCAGCCAGAUGACCCUUUUGGCCGGGUCAUGCAGAACCACUUCAUGAAGCUCAACUCUACAAUACAUGCUCUCAAACAGUAUCCAGACACUGUUGCUCAGACACAGAGGUUUAUACAAAAGGGCUGGGAGAAAUGUGUCUGUAUGAAUAUGAAUCAGUUCUACUUUGACCUUCUUCCUGACGGUGAGAGGCAGAGAGUGGAGAGAAUGGAGCCUUUUGAUGAGUUUGAGGAAUGGCACGAGAAAUGUUCCCAUUACUUCAUCCUGACAGCCUCCAAAGGCUCUCUGACAAGCAACGCCCUUCUCACAUCACCAAAAGUGUCCUCUAUUCCACGCAUGACUCAAAGGGCCGAGCAUCCUUCACUGGUCGUGCAGCCCAUGUGUGGGUCUGCAUUUGUGGAGGCUGUGGGUAUGGCCUCUGCAGUGCUGCGCCCUGGAAUCAUUCUUCUCACCGGAGGCUGUGGGAGAGGAGGAAGAGACACAGCAGCGAGGGUCCUGAUCAAAGAGCAGUCUGCUUGGAAAUGUGCCUGUGUGGAGCCUCAGGGAGACAGAGUGGUGAGUCUUUAUCAGUCACUGACCUCUGUCCCUGGUGGAGGAGCUGUCCUCUUCGGUGGCAGAACUUCUCCACUCAAUCCACUAGGCAGCAUUGUGCGGGUAACCUUUGCCUUAGAUGAUCACCCAUCCGAAAACAAAGUACAACUGUCAUUUAAGAACAUGGUGUGUACCGGCAUUGGUCCAAAGCCCCGAUGGCGACACACAUCGACCUUUAUUAGUCAUAGAGAGAAGACUUUUCUGUUUGUGUAUGGAGGACGUACAGAGAAGGAUCCAGUUCUAGGUGACACACAUUUCCUGUCUUUGGAGGACAAGCACUGGACUGAGGUUCCAGUUGAUGGUGUUGCCCCAGAAGCCCGUCAUUCUCAUUCAGCGUGUCCUUAUGGAGAGGGGCUUGUGAUAUUUGGGGGUUUGGGGAGAGAAGGGAGACCUCUCGGUGAUGCAUUCCACCUGAGACCCAUGUUAUCUGGUUUCUGCUGGGAGAGAAUGAAUUUAGACCCACCCCCAGUGCCCAGAUACUCCCACUCAGCCCAUGUAAUUGAUGAGAAGUUAGUUGUGGUUGGUGGAGUUUGGCAUCAGGCUGAUGGAGUACCAGGAGUUGCUGUAAUAAAUCUAACCACUGGGGGCUGUGUGGAGAUCCAGCUGGAUACAUCAUGUGUGCCUUGGCCUCUUAUGCUGCAUUCAUUCUGCUCUGAGCUGCUGGAAGGGUCUGAAAUGAUGCUCAUGGGUGGAGGUGGAAACUGUUUCUCAUUUGGAACUCAUCUCAAUGUCCACCCUGUAACUGUGUGUCUAAGACCAAUACUUUGAUAUACAUAG
Molecule: messenger RNA, 2069 nt
Organism: Myxocyprinus asiaticus (Chinese sucker)
Lineage: Eukaryota; Metazoa; Chordata; Actinopteri; Cypriniformes; Catostomidae
Gene: lcmt2
Product: leucine carboxyl methyltransferase 2
Exons: 14
Coding region: 36-2060 (674 amino acids)
Biological process (GO): tRNA methylation; wybutosine biosynthetic process
Molecular function (GO): protein binding; tRNA methyltransferase activity
Source: RefSeq, a predicted model, not a curated record